CCUUCUCUGUAUUCAUGCAGUAAAAUGGCAGAAGCCAGAUUUUCUCAGGAUGAGUUCAUGUGUCCAGUGUGUCUGGAUCUCCUGAAGGAUCCAGUAGCCAUUCCCUGUGGACACAGUUACUGUAAGAGCUGUAUUACAGGCUGCUGGAAUCAUGAAGACAAGAAGAGAGUCUACAGCUGCCCUCAGUGCAGACAGACCUUCAGAGCAAGACCUGCUUUAGCUAAAAACACCAUGCUGGCUGAAGUGGUGGAGAAACUGAAGAAGACUAAACUUUUUGCUGACUGUUAUGCUGGAGCUGGAGAUGUGCAAUGUGACGUCUGUACUGGAAGAAAAUACAAAGCCGUCAAGUCCUGUCUGGUGUGUCUGAACUCUUACUGUCAAACUCACCUAGAGCAACAUGAGAGUUUGUUUAAAGGAAAGAGACACAAUUUGACUGAUGCUACUGGACGACUGCAGAAGAUGAUCUGCCGGAAACAUGACAAGCUCCUUGAAGUUUUCUGUCACACUGACCAAAAAUGUAUUUGUAUGAUGUGUACAAAGUAUGAACAUAAAAACCACAACACUGUAUCAGCUGGAGAACAGAGGACAGAGAAACAGAAUCAGCUGAAGGAAACACGAAGGAGGUUCCAGCAGAGAAUCCAGCAGAGAGAGAAAGAUUUUCAGCAGCUUAGAAAGGCUGUGGAGUCUCAUAAGCGCUCUGCACAGACAGCAGUGGAGGACAGUGAGAGGAUCUUUACUGAGCUCAUCCGCUCUAUUGAGAGAAGCUGCUCUGGUGUUACACAGCGGAUCAGAGAUCAGGAAAAGGCUGUAGUGAGUCCAGCUGAAAGACGACUGAAGCUACUUAAGCAGGAGAUCAAUGGUCUGAGGAGGAGAGACGCUGAACUGGAACAGCUUUCACACACACAGGAUCACAUCCAUUUCCUGCAGAGUUUCCCGUCUCUCUCAGCACCUCCUGAAUCUACAGACAUACCCAUCAUUCCCUUCAGUUCUCAGUUCAUUUCUUUUGAUGGCGUGAGAGAAUAUGUCCAUCAGCUGAGAGACAAACUGGAGGAUUUCUGCAAAGAGGAUCUAAAAAAGAUCUCUGAUGGAGUCACAUUCACCAACAUUGCUCCCAGGACCAGGAAUGAAUUCCUACAAUAUUCCCAUCAGCUCACUAUGGAUCCGAACACAGUGAAUAAACGCUUCCGUCUGUCUGAAUGGAACAAAAUGAUCACUGUCACUGACACAGAGCAGCCAUAUCCUGAUCAUCCUGACCGAUUUAAUGGAUAUAAUCUUCAGGUGUUGUGUAGAGAGAGUGUGUGUGGACGCUGUUACUGGGAGUUGGAGUGGAAUGGGAAUAAUGUAUUUAUAUCAGUGUCAUAUAAGUGCAUCCGCAGGAAGGGAUGGGGUAAAGAGUGUUUGUUUGGACGUAAUGGUCAUUCCUGGAGUUUGUUCUGCUCUCCCUCCAAAUACUCAUUCAUACACGGCAAUGUAGAGACUAAACUUCCUAUAAAGCGCAUCAGCAGUAGAAUAGGAGUGUAUGUGGAUCACAGUGCAGGAACUCUGUCCUUCUACAGCGUCUCUGACACAGUAAGCCUCAUUCACACAGUACAGACCACAUUCACUCAACCGCUCUAUCCUGGGUUUAGGGUUUAUUAUAAAUCUGGGUUUGGUAUUGGAUCAUCAGUGAAACUGUGUAGAUGA
This is a messenger RNA of Sinocyclocheilus grahami, 1683 nucleotides long. RefSeq names its product tripartite motif-containing protein 16-like. The record is from RefSeq and is a predicted model, not a curated record. Bases 25 to 1683 code for a protein of 552 amino acids. NCBI's taxonomy places the organism in Eukaryota, Metazoa, Chordata, Actinopteri, Cypriniformes, Cyprinidae. The transcript is spliced from 6 exons. Gene Ontology annotation, molecular function: protein binding; zinc ion binding.